Messenger RNA from Paramecium octaurelia, 3056 nucleotides. NCBI's taxonomy places the organism in Eukaryota, Ciliophora, Oligohymenophorea, Peniculida, Parameciidae. The record is from the annotation of a GenBank genome assembly.
AUGAAUUUGAUUACGUGUUAAGAUAUUGCGCACAAAGGAGAAGCUAUAUAGGGAUUCUGUUUAAAUUUGUAAUGCUAGGAUUCAAGACCUUAGUUCUGUCUAUAAUGUGGAUUUGAUCCUAAGAAGCAUUCUAAUUGCAAGAACGAUCUAAAAGGAUUUGGGUAGAUUUAAACUUUUAUCACAAAAUUCAAUUAGAAUAUACUAGAUUUAGCAACUUAAUUGAAUAAAUCCUUUGCAUAAGUCAAAGUAAAAUAUGAAGAAUUCUCAAAAUAAUUAGAGAAUAUGAAAAUACAUUUAGUUAAGAUAUCUGAUUGUUUAAGUCAAUAAGAUUAUUAAUAAAUGAAAGGCUAUUUGUAAGUGAUCAAGGAAUGGUAUUAAUAUUUAAACAAUUAAGAGGACAUUAUGAAGUAGAAUUAAAUUGGUAUUCUAUAUAAGUAAUAUUUAUAGGAACUUAGUUAAUUAGAAUAAAAAGAAUGAUUAAAGCAUUGGAUCUAGAAUAAGGAUAAUAAUAAAUUUAAGAUAUUAAACAAGAUAAUGAAGGUGCACUCUAGUAAGGUAUUUGAGUUUUUUUAUAAUUACAUUAGGAAUACAAUUACUUAAUUAAUAGAAAUGGCAGGAGGCUAAAGAAAAAAUCAAUUAAUACAUAAAAUUAUCAGAGAAACGAUAAUCAUUGGCAACAUUCUUCAAAAGUAAUUCAAUAAAUUUUAUAUAAUUAGGUAUAUGUUUAAUUGAGAUGAAUUAACCAGGAUAAGGAAUAAUGAUGAGAGAAUAGGCCAAAAAGAUUAAUAAUAACUUAAAUAGAGAUCUAUUUGAUUAUGCAGAUCAAGAAUUAAUUAAAACACCAUAAAAUUCUUUUAUGUUAUUAGCAAAAAGUUAAUACAUUAUGUAUUUAUAUAGGCUAUGUUUUAAACGAUGAGAAGAAAUUUCAAGAAGCAAUUGAGUUAUGCGAAAAGGUGUUGAGAGAAGAUCCCUAACAUCUACACUCUUUGUAUAAAAAAUGUAAUUGUUGAUAUUACAAAAAUAGUCUAUUCUUUAUAUGAUUUGACUCAAUAUUCAAAAGCAAUUUCAUGUAUCGAUGUAGCUCUAAAAUAUAAUCCAUAGUACAGUAUUGGUUACUGUUCAAAAGGUAUUUAUUAAGUUAUGAUUUUAGGAGUUGUCUUAUAGAGUCUUAAUAAAUACAAUGAUGCAAUAGUUUGCUAUGAUAAAGCAAUCCAAAUAGAUCCAAAUCAUGCAUUGGCCUAUAUGAAUAAAGGUUUGUAAUUUCUUGAUUGUAUUAGGUAAUACCUUAUAGAGUCUUAAUAAAUACAAUGAUGCAAUAGUUUGCUAUGAUAAAGCAAUCCAAAUAGAUCCAAAUCAUGCAUUGGCCUAUAAUAAUAAAGGUUUUUAAUUUCUUGAUUGUAUUAGGUAAUACCUUAUAGAGUCUUAAUAAAUACAAUGAUGCAAUAGUUUGCUAUGAUAAAGCAAUCCAAAUAGAUCCAAAUCAUGCAUUGGCCUAUUAUAAUAAAGGUUUUUAAUUUCUUGAUUGUAUUAGGUAAUACCUUAUAGAGUCUUAAUAAAUACAAUGAUGCAAUAGUUUGCUAUGAUAAAGCAAUCCAAAUAGAUCCAAAUCAUGCAUUGGCCUAUUAUAAUAAAGGUUUUUAAUUUCUUGAUUGUAUUAGGUAAUACCUUAUAGAGUCUUAAUAAAUACAAUGAUGCAAUAGUUUGCUAUGAUAAAGCAAUCCAAAUAGAUCCAAAUCAUGCAUUGGCCUAUUAUAAUAAAGGUUUUUAAUUUCUUGAUUGUAUUAGGUAAUACCUUAUAGAGUCUUAAUAAAUACAAUGAUGCAAUAGUUUGCUAUGAUAAAGCAAUCCAAAUAGAUCCAAAUCAUGCAUUGGCCUAUUAUAAUAAAGGUUUUUAAUUUCUUGAUUGUAUUAGGUAAUGUCUUAUAGAGUCUUAAUAAAUACAAUGAUGCAAUAGUUUGCUAUGAUAAAGCAAUCCAAAUAGAUCCAAAUCAUGCAUUGGCCUAUAUGAAUAAAGGUUUGUAAUUGCUUGAUUAAAUUAGGUACUACCUUAUAGAGUCUUAAUAAAUACAAUGAUGCAAUAAUUUGCUAUGAUAAAGCGAUCCAAAUAGAUCCAAAUGAUGCAUUGGCCUAUUAUAAUAAAGGUUUUUAAUUUCUUGAUUGUAUUAGGUAAUACCUUAGAUAAUCUUAAUAAAUACAAUGAUGCAAUAGUUUGCUAUGAUAAAGCAAUCCAAAUAGAUCCAAAUCAUGCAUUGGCCUAUUAUUAUAAAGGUUUUUAAUUUCUUGAUUGUAUUAGGUAAUACCUUAUAUAGUCUUAAUAAAUACAAUGAUGCAAUAGUUUGCUAUGAUAAAGCGAUCCAAAUAGAUCCAAAUCAUGCAUCGGCCUACAUGAAUAAAGGUUUGUAAUUGCUUGAUUAAAUUAGGUACUACCUUAUAGAGUCUUAAUAAAUACAAUGAUGCAAUAGUUUGCUAUGAUAAAGCAAUCCAAAUAGAUCCAAAUUAUGCAUUGGCCUAUUAUAAUAAAGGUUUUUAAUUUCUUGAUUGUAUUAGGAGUUGUCUUAUAGAGUCUUAAUAAAUACAAUGAUGCAAUAGUUUGCUAUGAUAAAGCAAUCCAAAUAGAUCCAAAUCAUGCAUUGGCCUAUAUGAAUAAAGGUUUUUAAUUUCUUGAUUGUAUUAGGUAAUACCUUAUAGAGUCUUAAUAAAUACAAUGAUGCAAUAGUUUGCUAUGAUAAAGCAAUCCAAAUAGAUCCAAAUGAUGCAUUGGCCUAUUAUAAUAAAGGUUUUUAAUUUCUUGAUUGUAUUAGGUAAUACCUUAUAGAGUCUUAAUAAAUACAAUGAUGCAAUAGUUUGCUAUGAUAAAGCAAUCCAAAUAGAUCCAAAUCAUGCAUCGGCCUACAUGAAUAAAGGUUUGUAAUUGCUUGAUUAAAUUAGGUGAUCUAUUAAAAAAUAUGAAGAAAUACUCAUCAGCUAUAGAGACUUAUGAGCAGGCAAUAAAGUAUUGCAAGUCUAACGAGAAUGAAUUUAAGCGUUUAAUUAUGGAAUUAAAAAAUACAAAAUGA